This is a messenger RNA of Lolium perenne, 1590 nucleotides long. RefSeq names its product indole-3-glycerol phosphate synthase, chloroplastic. Gene Ontology annotation, biological process: L-tryptophan biosynthetic process. Gene Ontology annotation, molecular function: indole-3-glycerol-phosphate synthase activity; phosphoribosylanthranilate isomerase activity. The record is from RefSeq and is a predicted model, not a curated record. Lineage: Eukaryota; Viridiplantae; Streptophyta; Magnoliopsida; Poales; Poaceae.
UUUAGCUCUGUGCCCAUCGGCAUCACCCGCCUCCGACCGUUGCUGACCCCGCCGCCGCUGCCGCCACCGUCCCGUUCCCGCCGUCCGUGCCAGUAUAAAACAUCACCUGCGACGAAGCUCACACCCGCACAUCGCCAACCAACCCCCACCUACCCCGGCCACCUUGCGCGUAAAUGGAAGCCGUCCUCAGCGCGCCAAAGCUUAGCGCCGCUCCCAUCCGCGCCGCCGCCCCCGGCCGCUCCCCUCUGCCGUCGCGGGUCGUCGCCCUCACCCCCGCCUCCGCCUCCGCCCCCGCCCGUGCUCGCCCUCUCCGCUCCGGCCCCAAGAACACCGUCCAGGCGCUGGCGCGGGACGAGAUGCUGGGUGCGGCGGAGCCGGCGCAGUGGGAGGACGCCGCGGCCAGCCAGGGGAUCCGCAUCCGCCGGCACCGCCGCCCCACCGCCUCCAUGAGGGAGAUCGAGGAGGAGAUGGGGGCGCCGCGCAACAUCCUCGAGAAGAUCAUCUGGGACAAGGAGAUCGAAGUAGCUGAGGGGCUUGCCAGGAAUCCUCUAAAGGAGGUGAUUGAGUCUGCAGUGAAGGCUCCUCCUACAAGAGACUUCUAUGCUGCUUUGGCAGCAGCCUACAAGCGUAAUGGUGUACCAGCAUUGAUUGCUGAGGUCAAGAAGGCAUCACCAAGUAGGGGGGUGAUCAGGGAGAAUUUCGAUCCUGUUGAAAUUGCUCAAGCUUAUGAAAAGCAUGGAGCUGCGUGCUUGAGCAUCUUGACUGAUGCGAAGUACUUUCAGGGAAGCUUUGAGAAUCUUCGGAAGGUGCGCAGAGCAGGAGUGAAGUGCCCCCUUCUAUGCAAAGAGUUUGUCAUUGAUGAAUGGCAGAUCUAUUAUGCCCGCUCGAUUGGUGCUGAUGCAGUUCUGCUCAUUGCUGCUGUACUAACUGAUAUGGACUUAAAAUAUUUGCUCCAGAUAUGCAAGGAGUUGGGAUUGACAGCUCUUAUUGAGGUUCAUGAUGAAAAUGAGAUGGAGCGUGUCCUGAGGAUAGAUGAUGUUCAGCUUAUUGGCAUUAACAACCGCAGCCUUGAAACAUUUAUAGUGGAUACUUCGAACACGAAGACGUUGUUGGAGAAGCAUGGCAAUGCCAUCAGGGAGAAAGGAAUAUUGGUUGUUGGUGAAUCUGGGCUAUUCAACCCAGACGACGUUGCUUAUGUGCAGAAUGCUGGCGUCUCUGCUGUUUUGGUAGGAGAAUCCUUGGUGAAGCAAGAAGACCCUGGGCGAGCCAUCGCUGGGCUCUUUGGGAAGGAACUUUUGCAUUGAAGCAACUAGAUCGGACUUGUUUUGGCUGUAGACUAGAAGUUAGUAGCUGCCAGGCCACCCGCGUGAAGAAUAAUGCUCUCUUGAUUCCUUCCGGAUGAGCAAUAAACAUGUGAUUUUCUGAUGCGGGAAAUAAUCAUAUGAUAUAUUACUGUAGGUGUUCUAGGUACAAAGAAAGAUGAAGUUUGUCUAUUUACCUUUGGAUGAACCAUCUGUUCAGAGUUGUAUCUGCUGCUCCAAUCUUGCAAUGGAGCCUCAGCUCUGCACGACUAAACAUGUUUGUUUUUCA